AUGACCUUUCAAACCUCCCUUUACCAGUCUACUACGCCCUUAUCCUCCGAUCCGACCCGCGUUCCUACAUCAGCCUCCUUCGCCGAGCACGAUGGCUGGCGAGACGGUUCUCCACUUCCUUUCAGACCUCACCCCGAUGGCUCACCUGCCUCGAUUGUCAUAAACAUCAGCGAUGGCGGCGCAACUGGUCGAGGCAUCCUUAUCGGGCUGUUGUCUGCGUUUGGUUCCGCCGGUGUUGCGGUGCUUGUUCUUGCGAUUUUCUUUUUCUUCAGAUAUACCUCUCGUGGCCGUAUUCUGUUAGACCGGAUAGGCCGGCCCGGCGAGUUUGACGAUGAGCAAGCCUUUGCGCAGGAAGAGGCUGAGGCCUUGGAGACGAUGGACGAGUUGCAGCGAGCCGAGUAUUUGAGGGCAAAAGCAUUUAUACAAGCGAAUCCUCCAGAAUCCGUACAAACUGAUAUAUCGCUGUCACAGUUCCUGGCGAUCCAAGAAAAAGGUGUUUCUGCGUGGGAAUUCGAGCCAGAAUUGGAAAUAGCCAAUUGCUUUGUCGAAGCGAGAACCGAAAUCGAGUUCUUCGAUUCAGAGUGCAGUGUACAGAGCAACCUGCCGGUACCCAAGCAGAAUGAAGUGUAUUAUUGGGAGGCUAAGAUCUACGACAAGCCGGAGAACAGCCUAAUCAGUAUUGGUAUGACCACGAAACCAUACCCUCUGUUCAGAUUGCCGGGGUUCCAUAAAACAUCGGUGGCGUAUCUUUCCACGGGACAUCGACGCUACAACCAACCGUUUUCUGCAAGCACAUAUGGUCCGCCUUAUGUACAAGGAGAUGUGAUCGGGGUAGGAUACCGACCUCGAACCGGGAGCAUAUUUUUCACACGCAACGGGAAGAAGUUAGACGAGAUUGCGCACAACUUGAAGACCCAGAACUUCUUCCCGACUGUGGGCGCCAAUGGACCCUGCCACGUACAUGUGAAUUUUGGUCAGAUGGGAUUCGUGUUCAUCGAGGCGAAUGUCAAGAAAUGGGGGCUGGCACCCAUGACAGGAAGUCUUGCACCACCUCCACCUUAUGGAAGCGAGCAGGGUAGCAUUCUCCUCGAGACUGGUAGGGAAGGAACGCGGCAGUCGACAUAUGAGCCUGGACACUCGCGAACCCGCAGUGGUCUGGCAAGACUCGGUCUUCCAGCUGGCAAUCCUGGGCCCGUCCGGUCAGCCACGGAUAUAUCGUUGGCGCAACUUGCGCAUAUAUCGACACAAGAUCUUCCCAGCCAAGGCAAUGCGCUUCUGGAUAUGGGAGAUAUACAGAAUCAACCCGUGGAGAAUACGCCGGCCGGACAGCAGAUUAUUCCCCCUCCCGAGUAUAGCAGUCCCCCGGAGAGUCGAAGGUCGAGUGGUGACGGCGACGAGGAUGAGAGGCAGGAGUUGUUGCGUGAUCGGACAGGAGGACCACCCAUUCCUACCUACGAUGCUGCUGUGGGCGAAGCGGCAGGGCCCAGCCAUACAUGA
Messenger RNA from Fonsecaea erecta, 1497 nucleotides. RefSeq lists its product as hypothetical. Lineage: Eukaryota; Fungi; Ascomycota; Eurotiomycetes; Chaetothyriales; Herpotrichiellaceae. The record is from RefSeq and is a predicted model, not a curated record. Gene Ontology annotation, molecular function: protein binding. The coding region runs from base 1 to 1497 and encodes 498 amino acids. The transcript is spliced from 3 exons.